Sphaeramia orbicularis (orbiculate cardinalfish) is the source of this 858-nucleotide messenger RNA. Its product is annotated as homeobox protein slou. Gene Ontology annotation, molecular function: DNA-binding transcription factor activity, RNA polymerase II-specific; RNA polymerase II cis-regulatory region sequence-specific DNA binding. Gene Ontology annotation, cellular component: nucleus. The record is from RefSeq and is a predicted model, not a curated record. Lineage: Eukaryota; Metazoa; Chordata; Actinopteri; Kurtiformes; Apogonidae. The coding region runs from base 1 to 789 and encodes 262 amino acids. Gene Ontology annotation, biological process: regulation of transcription by RNA polymerase II. The transcript has 5 exons.
AUGGGGCUGAUGUGGUUGAAUCUGGGGGAGUUUGUCAAGAAACGGGCAGCUGCAUUUUGUACCAGCUGUGUUCAAGGGGGCGUGACCGGCCCCUCCCUGCAGGAUAAAGAACAUGAGCUGUCAAUCAUCCUCAUCUCUUCAGCGUAUAAAUCUUAUCCGUCCUCUAUGAUGUUACCAGAUAAUCCCAUCCUGUUCAGACGACCUGACACGGCGAGGGGAAGGCAAAGCCAGGCUGUUUGCUUCACUGGAAUAUGUUUGGAAAUGGACAGACAGAAGUUUACAUUUACAAUUGACAACAUUCUGAAUAAAUAUCCCAACAAUAACGGGGACAUUUGGUCAUUUGGAACAAGUGUUGUUGGACCCAGAGAAAGGUCUGUGAGUCCUGUUCAAAACCAGAGGGACACUGUCCAUCACACCUGCCUCUGCUGCUGCUGCUGUUCACACUGUGGAGACGUUUUCAAGGCUGAGCUCAUUCAUGAAGCCUGUCAGUACGGAUGGUCCACCGCCGUCCGGUCAGAGUCCUGCAGACUGGGAGACAGAGACCAACAGUCAUCCAGUCACAUCCAGAGACGAACAAGACGUCACCGAACCAUCUUCACUGAGGAGCAGCUGGAUGCUCUGGAGGAACUCUUCAUCCAAAACCAGUAUCCAGACGUCAACACACGGGAAAAACUGGCACAGCGCACACACCUGAGGGAAGAAAGAGUGGAGGUGUGGUUUAAAAACAGAAGAGCAAAGUGGAGGCGUCAGAAAAGGCUGGCAUUUAAUGGGGGAAAUACAGAAAACUAAUUUGAAUAAAUGUGUAAUUAAUUUUUAUUUCUGUAUAUAUGGACAAAAUGACAGAUGUACUGAAUGUGU